AUGUCGUCUUCAAAGAUGACUAUUGGAAAUAAUUUACUUCGACGAUUGAAAUCGUUGGGUAUUGACAUAAUUUUCGGAGUGCCUGGUGAUUAUAACUUGCCAUUUCUUGAUCAGAUCGAAGAUUUUGGUGGUAUUCAAUGGGGCAAUAACUGCAAUGAAUUGAAUGCAUCCUAUGCAGCCGAUGGAUAUGCUCAUAUUCGAGGCAUUGGUGCUCUUGUGACAACAUUUGGUGUUGGUGAACUAUCAGCUAUAAAUGGUAUUGCUGGUUCAUAUGCUGAAAUGGUAUCGGUGGUACAUAUUGUUGGAACACCUCCGACUACAUCGCAAAUCAGCGGUGCUAUUCUUCAUCAUACACUUGGUAAUGGUGAUUUUCAAGUUUUUGCAAAUAUGUAUAAAGAAGUCACGAUUGCUCAAGCAAAUUUAACAAAAGAAAAUGCUGUUGAAGAGAUCGAUCGUGUUCUUACUCAAUGUUUGCUUAAAGGUCGACCAGUUUAUAUAGGUUUAGCUGUAGAUCUUAGUGGUUACGAGGUCAAUCUUGAUUCAUCAUCUAUUAAACCACUUAAUUUAUCACUUGCUGAAUGUAUGAUUGUUAUUGUUGACGCAUGUGCUGUUCGACAUGAUAUGAUGAACAAAGUUUUAAAAUUUAUUGAACAUACUCAGUUACCUGUUUAUGUAACACCUAUGGCUAAAGAUGGUAUUGAUGAAGAUCAUCCACAAUUUCGUGGCGUUUUUGCAGGAAAUUGUUCAACAGAACAAGUACAGGAAGAAGUGUAUGAUGCAGAUCUUAUUCUUUCUAUUGGCUCAAUGAAUAGUGAUUUUAAUACAGGUGGUUUUACGUAUCGUUUAUCACAGAAAAAGACUAUUGAAUUCCAUACGUAUCAUACCAAAAUUUUUUAUGCUAUAUAUGAUAAAGUUGAUAUGCGUGAACUUUUACCUGAUUUAACUGAACAUUGGCCAACCGAUAUUAUUUAUCCAUAUAAAGGUAAACCAUAUGAAAUUGAAAAACCGAUAUUAGAUUCCAAACAUCAAUAUGAAAUUGUACAAGAAUAUUUCUGGCAUAAAUUAUCAGUCUUUAUUCCAGAAAAUUCAAUCGUUAUUGCUGAAACUGGAACAUCUGAAUUUGGUAUUUUUAAUAUGCGUGCACCGCGCGGUGUUACAUUUUUAACACAAAUAUUAUGUGGUUCAAUCGGUUAUUCUGUUGGUGCAGCUUUAGGUGCAGCAUUAGCUGCAAAAGAUCAAAAUCGUCGAGUUUUUGUUUUAGUUGGAGAUGGUUCUUUUCUAAAGUAUCAUCAAUGUUACGAUGUAAAAACUAAUAUAGUUAUUAUUGUAUUGAAUAAUGAUGGCUAUACAAUCGAAAAACUUAUUCACGGUCCUGAUCGUCUUUAUAAUAAUAUUCAAAUGUGGCGUUAUCAUAAGAGUUUUGGAUAUUUUGGUGAUGGAUUAAAACAAAAUCGAGAACAAGCCGUUACGAGUUUUGCUGAUAUGGUUAAAACUCGAGAAGAAUUCGAAAAAGCUAUAACGCAAGCAUUGAAAGAAACUGAUAAAAUUCAUUUUGUCGAAGUUGUUAUGUCACCUAUGGAUGCACCGAAAAGUUUAGUACUAACUAUUGAAGGUACAAGAGAAUACAAGAAACGAAAGCAUGAAACACAAGAAUAA
Rotaria sp. Silwood1 is the source of this 1656-nucleotide messenger RNA. Lineage: Eukaryota; Metazoa; Rotifera; Eurotatoria; Philodinida; Philodinidae. The record is from the annotation of a GenBank genome assembly.